UCUUGAGCGAUGACGUUGACGUUGCCCGACUCGUACAUCUUAGUUUGUGCAUUUGGAUUUUUUCGUUGCACUACGUCAUAUUGUUGGGUCUGGCGCUAACGUUUUAGCCUCCUCCACAAGGAACAUCAACCUGCGUAUCUCGUGCUGCACAAUGUACAUUACAAAGUAGAAGUCGACGCACACUUCUCAUUUACACGAACAAAAAUUCAUUAUAUAUUCUGCAAAUCAUCGCCUUCAAUUUGAAAAUAUUUCAGCUGGAAAAGGUGUUUUUUUUUCUGGGCUACAACAUCGAGCUCCAGGGAUAGCUACUCUCUUCGAGGGGACAAGAAGAGUUUGUAAGUACUUCAUAUCAAAACACUUUGAAAUCGACACGGGAAUUUAAGCGAAGAUGAGUCGCGCCGUGCUCCAAGUUUUCGAGGAGUACCAGAAGGCUCGGGUGACCUUCGUCCAGACCGUCGCAGACCUGGCCACAAGACCACAAAACAUCGACGCCUUGCAGAAUGCAGGAGUAUUGGAUUGAUUUUCCUCGUUUUCAUGAAUUUGAAUCUAUCGCUUAUGGAGAGUCGUGCACCUUCAUAUUGAUGAUAUUACGCGAAAAAAACAAGAAAUUAUCAACGCAAAAACUCAGGUUAUGGCCUUGUUGCGACCUCUUCUGCUCGAUAACGUCGCAUCAAUCCAGCAGUCCGCAGCGCUGGCAUUGGGACGACUCGCCAACUACAGUGAUGAGCUCGCAGAAAGCGUCGUUACACACGAGAUUUUGCCGCAAUUAGUGUACUUAUGAUUCCGUUUUUGUGCAUAACAAGUCCAAGAGUGAGCAGUGUUAGACUCAUUUUUCGCACUGGGGUGAUUCUUGGUAGCAAAAUGAAUCGUACAAAAUUUCUUGUCCUCCGAAUGACAAAACGCAGGUUCUCAUUGUCCCAGCAAAACCGAUUUUACAAGAAGGCCGCGGCAUUUGUUUUGCGAGCAGUGAGCAAGCACAGCCCACAGCUGGCACAGGCAGUCGUCGAUAGCGGUGCUUUGGACGCACUCGUAUUUGCUUUUGUUGUUUUUCGUUUUCCUAACAUAAACAUCACAGAUGGACAUGGAGAUGCACCAGACUACCUCUAACUUCCUCUCAUUUAGUUGCAACGCAAACAGAGGAACCGGGUCCGGGCAAGACCGAAAGUAGAAGUCCUCGUUUCGCAUUGCAACAAGUGCCUCUACUACCCAUUUCUCAGGUGACCUGCCUGGAAGAGUUUGACCCAAGCGUAAAGGAAGCCGCCGCAUGGGCGCUGGGCUACAUCGCCCGACACACCAAGGAGCUCGCGCAGACGGUCGUGGAUGCCGGUGCAGUGCCACUGUUAGUCCUCUGCUUCCAGGAGCCAGAAAUCACUUUGAAGCGAAUUGCGGCCAGCGCCAUGAGCGAUAUCUGCAAACACUCUCCGGAAUUAGCGCAGACGGUAGUUUUUGGUUGUUAUUGAUUGUUUUUACGAUGAUCGCGUACUAGUACCUGACUGCACGAUGAUGAUUUUGAGUUGAUCAUGCUUUUCUUGUUGUAAUGCCGAUAGCUUGGUGUUGGUAUGUGUAGAAAAGCUAGCGACAAAAUCCAAAUUUCAGGUCCAAGAUGCGGGUGCCGUGCCAUUAAUUGCCAAGGAUAUCUCCCAUGUGGAUGCCCCAUUGAAGAGACAGGUGUGCUCCUGCCUCGCGCAAAUCGCAAAACACUCCGUCGAUUUGGCGGAAGUGGUACUGGAUUACUUGCUCGUUUUUUUGUUUCAUAAUCUCCGAUUAGGAAAAUCGAAAAUGUGGUGACUAGAUUUGUGUUUUUCUCAUUCAGAUUCAGUUGUUGUUCUAUCCUAUCUUCUUCGAAACCGAAACCAGGUCGUCGAAGCAGAGAUUUUCCCGCGCAUCUUGCACUGCCUGAAGGACGUGGACGAGUACGUGAGAAAAAACGCCGCGACCUGCGUCCGCGAGAUCGCCAGACACACCCCGGAUCUCGCAAAGCUCAUCGUCAACGCCGGCGGUGUCGCCGCCAUGGUGGACUACAUCACCGAGGCUAGGGGCAACAACCGACUGCCCGGUAUCAUGACCCUCGGGUACGUGGCGGCCUUCAGCGAAACCCUGGCCUUGGCGGUGGUCGUUUCGAAGGGUAUCUAUACGUUCUUUCUUGCCUGACAAUGCGUCUAUUUUGCGGUUUUCACUUUCAUUCCAGAUCCAGAUCCGAUCCAGAAUGCGACUUGAGUUUAUUAGCAUUAGCUUGUCCUCGUCCUGCGUGCGUGGUGUUGCUCCUGAAGCCGCAUCACGUUUUGUGCUUUACAAUCCACCACCUGGAUGUCGAUUUAUUCUCUGCCCUAGGUAUCCCACCACUCAAGGAUGCGUUGAUCAACGAGCCAGAGGACCACUUGAAAGCCGCAUCGGCCUGGAGUUUGGGGCAGAUCGGCCGACACUCCCCAGAUCACGCAAGAGCACUCGCAGAGGCCGACGUGCUGCGAAGAUUAUUGGCUGUGUACAAAUUUCUACUUUUUGUUUUUCACGACCACAAAACUCCGCUUGUUGUCUUGUUGACAAGCGUUCUUUUACUCAUUUUGCGCCGAAAAUGCGUGACAGACUCCGAGUCGGACUCCAUGUUGGACGAGAUGUGAUGAUAAAAUGAAACAGGUACUUGCACCAGGAUUCUAGUGAGGAUUUGAAGACCAAGGCAAAGCGCGCGUUGAAGUCUGUUAUCCAGAAGUGCACGCACUUGACCGCUUUGGAGCCGCUGCUGCAGGAGUCCCCGCCAAAUAUCUUGAAGUGCGCGAUAUAUAGAUGUUUGUCAUGGUGCACAAAUAGAAAUACUGAAUGUAGAGAAGAGCCACAUAUAUUUACACUACGCUGGUGCAGUGACUCACUUGAUAAAGUAAGCUAUCUCUCGUCGUUGCGUCAGUAGACCCGCAUUGUGUACCUGUCAUGCCUGUGGCACACAACAAUUAGUUCACAAAAAUCUUCCGUAGGUACGUUGUGCAGCAGUUCGCCAAGGUGUUACCGCACGACUUGCAAGCCAGGAGAAGCUUUGUCCAGUCUGGUUCCCUGCAAAAGAUCCAGGAAGUCAACGCCGAGGUAUCUAUAAGUUUGUGAUAGCUGCUAAGUACUAGGACUAGCACGUCUCUUUUGUGGUCAAUUUUGUCAUGCGUGCUGGCUCGCUUGAAUUUGGAACGAAAUCGAAAUUGGACUCUAUGAUGCCAAAACCACUACCCACCUCAACCAGGUUGGCUCCAAGCUCAAGGACUACAUUGACGAGAUCAACAACCUGUACCCGCCAGAGAUUGUCAACUACUACUCGCCGAACUAUGCGGAAACCCUGAUCAAGAAGAUGGACGAGUACUCGGCGCAGGCGAACUAAAAGCAUCUUUCUACCGCGAUGAACAACAACGGGUAAGAAAAAGAAAAAGAGAAAACAACUUCAGAUGAAUUUGGAUUCAACACACAACGAAAAAUCAGAAUCAGAACAACAGGUUAAUAGAGCAUCAAAUCGUCAACGCAGAGCAGGUAAUUUUCGCAAGAAAUACAACAGACACAGGUUUCAAAGUUUCGCCAGAAAAUAUUAAAGUUUAUAACGGUUAUAGACCUGGAUUAUAAACUAUGGCGUCAGACGGAAGUGAUUUCCGAUAAUCAGACAAAUUAUGACAGAUCAGACACUUAUAGCUAAGAUUAAUCAGACACUAACAUCAGUUUUGGAUGAAUCAGACUGGAUUCAGCAGGUAAUAUGUGUAAAUUUCAAGCAAAAAUAGCAGCAGACAGUAAUAGCAAUAAUCAGACAAAUUUUAGCUUGUUUAGUUCAGUGUUAAACAGUUUACAGAAUCUUAUCAGUAUCAGGAUUUACUAUUUGCACAGGUGGAUCUACAUCAGCAGAUCUCCACUUUUGUCACAGUAUCUGGAAAACGAGUAGUGUUUUCCUUUCAGACGAACUACUUACAAUACACGCAGACAAUAGACAAGAAUCAGACUGUAUGUUGGGAUAGCAAAGACCGACGCACGGAGAAAAUGCCUUUUAUAAUAUUCAACAAGAAAUUCUAGUUUUCCUGAUGUUUCAUCAUAUCCUAGUAUCUAACGCGCACGAGAACUCGCUACUCAAAGAACUUUCGUCACACCAUUGUGCGUGAUUUUUGAACUUGACACCUUCUUGAAAUGCACUACUUUUACGAUGAAAUUGUAAAAAGGAAAAGAAGACGCAUCACGUCGCAAAGCUGCAGCCGCCGCGGAAUGAAAAAACAGUAACAAGCAACAUCGCCAGAGCGCGGCGCCGUUUCCAUUUUUCGUUUUUCAAGCAGCUAGUGGCACUAGUCCACAACUUCGUGGAGCGACC
This is a messenger RNA of Amoebophrya sp. A120, 4318 nucleotides long. The record is from the annotation of a GenBank genome assembly. NCBI's taxonomy places the organism in Eukaryota, Dinophyceae, Syndiniales, Amoebophryaceae.